CCCUGGCCUUUCUAAUGCUAUGAUAGAAGCAUUCUUCUCUUGUGAAGCACAAAAAAAGGUCACAAGUAGAUACUAAACCAUGAAAACUCUUGCCUUAAUCUUCACAUUCUCCAUCAUUGUUUUCUUCUCACAUGCAACACCAACAACAUUAGUCACCGAGCCUCAACCUCAAUUGAACCAAUCAGCUUCCAACCUACAACAAAAUGAGACUAAACUGAGUGGAAGCUGCAAUUACAUGGUGAACAUAAAGACAAGUUGUCACUCUCCAUCAUAUACAAAAGAUGAAAUCAGUCUUUUAUUUGGAGAUGCUCAUGACUCUCAGGUUUAUGUUCCAAGAUUGGACGAUCCAGAUUCAGGGACAUUCGAGCAGUGUACAACAAAUGAAUUGGAAAUAUUAGCACCAUGUAUUAAAAAAAUAUGCAAACUAUACUUAUUUAGGAAUGGAACAGAUGGUUGGAUUCCAGAGACUGUUACAGCAUAUGACUAUGACAAUCCACCAAUCAAAUUUUACUACAACAUUGGUAUUCCUCAGGAUGCUGGCUAUGGCUACAACUAUUGUGAUAAAGCUUAAUUAGUGUUGUUUAAUUUUCCUUAAAUAUAUUAUAUAUUAAGGUUAUUGUAUUUCUUUAAGAUCAAAUGAUCAAGAAAUAUAGAAGCAAUAUAUUAUGUAUAUCAAAUAAGGGUGCUUCUAAUAAGUGUAUAUAAGUAAGAACCUAAGAAAAUGAAUGCAUUUUUGCAUUAAUAACUAUAACUAUAUAAAUACAAUUAGUAUUUGUCA
Molecule: messenger RNA, 778 nt
Organism: Trifolium pratense (red clover)
Lineage: Eukaryota; Viridiplantae; Streptophyta; Magnoliopsida; Fabales; Fabaceae
Product: embryo-specific protein ATS3B-like
Exons: 3
Coding region: 80-571 (163 amino acids)
Molecular function (GO): protein binding
Source: RefSeq, a predicted model, not a curated record